AUGGUGUUGCCUUUCCCGAAUGAGAUAUGGUUGGACAUCUUCCAUGGUCUGGCCAAGGAAGGCGAGUACGACACGCUGGAAAGAUGCCGAGUGGUGUGCAGAGGAUUCCACUGGAUGGCGGAGGAGUGCUUAUUGCGAAGCAUGGUGUUCAAGAGUACAGACGAGGUGGAGCGCAUCAAAGUGGAGGCUUCGGGCGGUGAGAUGCGGCGCUGGCGUGGGCCAACGUAUGUGCACAUCGAGGGCGGGAAUGGGAUUAACAAACACCAACCGAUCCCACAUCUGGCGACGUUUGCAUCGAGGCUUGGCGGGAGAUGGAUCCGCGUCAAGGAGCUGCGGAUCUCCUUCGCGGUGUGGCGGGCGCGUAAUCUCGAUGCUGACGCUGUCUUCCGCGACCUAGCUCGUUUCCCCUCGGUCACCGACCUCGGCCUCAGUAACGUCAUUCUCCCUGCGAUUCUGACGCUUGGCCGGUUGGUGUGCGCACUCCCAUGCCUCCAGAAGCUCGGUCUCUUCAAUGUGGAAUUCAUUCAGCAACCUUUCGAGGCCUCCACCGUUUCUCAAUUCCGUCUUCUGCCGCGCACGCAGCUCGAGACGCUGUCGUUGGGCAUGGCGUACGACGGGUCCGUGCCAACUCCCGACUUCGUUGAACUGGCCAACUUUAUAGCUGCCGUCAGUAACCGCAUACGCUUGGCUCCCAUUUGUGAUCUGGCGCAAGCGUAUCUAUGGAGCGCCGUCCGAACACUGCAUCUCUCGAGUAUCGUCUUUCCCUCAGUCGCGACAUUUGCUCGUCUCCUGUGCGCCCUUCCCUCUCUCGAAGGCCUCUAUUUCGAGUGGUCAUGCAUGUUUGUGAAGCACGGCUUUGACCUUCGAAGCACUCCUGUGCACCCAGGUUUACCGCCACGACUGGCGACUCUCUACCUGGAUUUCAGUACGGGCGUCGACCUUCACUCAAUAGCUGAUCUUGUCGACGUCUUCAUCACUACUGGCGUUAGUCACAAACUUCAAGACAUAAAAAUUUGUCCGUCUCCAUCCCUCCAGUUGAUGUCAGAGUCCGAUGUCUGCCUCAAUAGGCUCGUGAGACAUUCUGGGCAAUCAUUGCAUCGCCUCAAUCUCGGCGCACCUGCAACCUGGCGUAUACCUGACAACAAAUACGUGUGGCUUGCCGCAGACCAGAGUGCAGACUGGGCAACACUAAUGGCUGGGCUCCUACAAAUCGAUACUGUCCUUUCAUGGCCGGUCUUCAAGAAUCUGGUCCAUGUCUCCAUUCAUGUCAUCAUCUUUGAUACUUCGGACGUCGGAGAUGAAGAACGGGUGGACGAGCUAAGAGCGUGCUUACCGAAGCUUGAUGGACGCGGUAUUCUAGGCAUGGAGCUGAACGACACUCGGGUCGGAGUGCACUGGGACGAUAAGACCGGUUGCUGGAAACGUUACGGGAUAGAGAGGGGCGCCGCACAGGGCACUGUGAUAACCGAAGAAGUGAGCAUGGCUGAUGGCGGCACCUGUGCAUCCCCUUGCGGCGACUCAGAGGCAGUGCCUGCGGCGUUGGGGAUCGUCUCAGUACCAGCAGCAGCGCGUGCUAAUGCCCAACCACUUUCCUCGUCGUAUCCCAUAGACUCGCGAGUAGUUGCCGAAGAGUGCAAUGAUGGAAUCGCACCGCAGAAUGCGGUGGCUGCUUUGGAGACAUGUUCAGGGAUCCUGCAGCAGAUGAGCUCGGUAUGUCUGCCAGCGUAUGCUCGUUAA
This is a messenger RNA of Postia placenta MAD-698-R-SB12, 1737 nucleotides long. RefSeq lists its product as hypothetical. The transcript is spliced from 4 exons. The coding region runs from base 1 to 1737 and encodes 578 amino acids. NCBI's taxonomy places the organism in Eukaryota, Fungi, Basidiomycota, Agaricomycetes, Polyporales, Adustoporiaceae. The record is from RefSeq and is a predicted model, not a curated record.